Aspergillus brunneoviolaceus CBS 621.78 is the source of this 1248-nucleotide messenger RNA. RefSeq lists its product as uncharacterized. The record is from RefSeq and is a predicted model, not a curated record. The transcript is spliced from 5 exons. Lineage: Eukaryota; Fungi; Ascomycota; Eurotiomycetes; Eurotiales; Aspergillaceae. Bases 1 to 1248 code for a protein of 415 amino acids.
AUGGACCUGUCGAAGAUUCCCAUGUCGCAACCCCCUCCGGGGCAGGUGACUAAUUUCGUGGACCCGGUGUCCAUCUCUUGGGCCGGGAGGCUGUCGAUUUGGUUGACUCUGCCAAUCAUGGUCAUUGCCUUUGUGCUCCGGGCUUAUGUCCGUCUGAAGACAAAGCAACUCGGGACUGACGACUGUCGGCGCUGCUUCAUUCUGUGGGACUCUCAUUCCGGUUUGUACGUUGUCGUCCCUUUUGUUUUGCCUCGCAGGAUCGGGGUAACUCAUUCCAAAACAGUCCUCAAGGAUGUAUGGGGACGUCAUGCAUGGGAUAUCCCCGUCUCCUCGAUCGUGCCGUGGUUCUUCAAGUACUCGGUGACGGCGGGGUGCCUGUAUAACAUCAGCGCCAUGUUCACCAAGGUUUCGAUUCUCACGUUCUACCUCCGCAUCUUCUCGCCCUCUCGCCGCGCCCGGGCCCUCAUCUGGAGUGGCAUCGCCUUUGUUGUGGUGGGAUACAUCACGCUGACCAUCUGUAUGCUGGCCUGGAUGGUGCCCCAUCGGGGGGACGGGGGCUGGGGAUCGACGGCCAACACCUCGCGGAUGAACGUCGCCUCGCGUCAACUCGACUUCACGCAGGGCAUCUUCAGUGUGGUCUCCGACUUCUACGUCAUGACCAUCCCCACAGGCAUCAUCUUCCGUCUGAAUAUGAAGAACAAGAAGAAGCUGGGUGUGGCGUGUAUUUUCCUGAUCGGUUUCAUAUCGCUUGGCUGCUCCAUUGCCGGGACCGUCCUCCGCUAUCAUGCCAUGGUCUUCACGGUGGAAGACAACCGGUGGCUAUCUGUAAAAUUUGAGGCACUAUGUGUGGUCGAGCUCAACAUCGGCAUCCUCUGCGCCUGUGUUCCGGUGUUCUUCGUCGUGUUGCGCACCUGGCUGCAGCGAACCGAGUCGGGGUUCGUGUACCUCAAACAACGGCUGACGUUGUCACGGGCGAGCAAAUCCACGGUGGCCCUGAGCGACCAGGCGCAUAAGCCGGGCGUCUCCCUCGACAUUCCGACCGGUACCUUGUCAGGGCUGAGGUCGAUGUUCCGCAGACCGAAGCCGAUCGACCCGGAAGAAGGCAAACUGGGGAUCCAGGUUUCGCAUUAUUAUGAGCUCCAGUCGGUGGAUGUCGACUACCAUGCGCAUCUCCGGGGCGAUUCCGCCAGCGGGAGGGACCCAUCGCUGAGGGGCGGCGUCAAGGGGGGGGUUCCGGGGGGUGCUUAG